GUACUUGUAAGUUACACUGACUUUUGGGUUAUGUUUAUAUAUACUACACUAACAAGCAUAUGUGAGAUACAACAUCUGGAAGCAGGAUUCCACACGGCGGCAUAGUCAGUAGCCCUUAAAACACCCAACAAGACCUAGUAAUGAGUUGUGCAGGCAGCCACUGGGGAGAGGAACAUGAGUCUCAGCGUAGUGGAAGUGAUGAAUGGGGUCUCAGUAACUCUGACAUGGAAGAUUUACUCACCCCUCAGCCACCGGCACCAACAUCACCAGUUCUUCAUCAGCCCUCACAGGAAGAAACGCCUUCUUUUCAGAUACUUCCUGCAGAGUUUUGCCGAACAGACCCAAUGGUUUUGCAGACAAUUCGCCUCUUGCAGUACCAAAGACAAGUUGCUCAGCUAUUAAAUAGAGCACAGAGCAUUGGUAUGGAUGGAGGUGGUCUUCCUUCCUGCCCUCCACCUCCUGAAGACCCACCCCUAGAACGUAAAACCACCAAGCCACAUUUCUUAAAUUUUAUACCACCUGAGCAUACACCCUUUACAAGUGGCAAAAAUCAGCCACAGCUACUUGAAGUUGAGGGGACAACUGCUAGACUCAUAUUACGCAAGGCAGUGGCAACAAUCUGUGCUCACACUGGUUACACAGACACUGCAGAAAGUGUGCUUCGGUUACUGACUGAUGUUACACACGAGUUUCUCACCAAGCUGACAAACGUUCUUAGAGCCAAUGCUGAUAACCUCCUCCUCACUGACAGGUGCCCCUUCCAUGAUGUUGUGGAGCAGACACUGCAUGAUAUUGGGAUGGGCAGCAUGAAUGAGCUUCAUCAGAUGUAUCGUGAUCGGGUGGUACUGUAUCAUGCACGUGUUCGUCAGGAGAGUCUGCAGCUCUACCACCAGUAUAUGACUGUCUUGCACAAUAGAGAAGCCAGUAUUGCCACUCCUGGGUCAAGACGAGAGAGCACCGGUGAGUGGUGGGUUGAUGAGUGUGGGAGUCAGCACGGUGGACCUGGAGGUUCUUCAGCUCCAGGCAUGGAUGAAGCAUCUGUCCCCUCCAUUAAAAGCACAUCAAGUCUUGAUCCAGAGUUGUCUCUCCAUCCUUUCUCUGUACUUAGUCAGGUCGGUGGUGAUGGUGAAGAUGUUGUGCAGAACUCCCCAGCUACUACUGUGCAGCAGUAUCAGCUCUACCCUCUCACACCAAGAUAAAUUUUCUUUUUUAUAUUAUUUAUUGAAUGCUUCCUGAUUUUAUGUGAUAAGCAGUACAUUAUAAUUAUUCUGACUAGGGAUGUGCCAAAGUAUCAGUAUUGAUGAGUAUUGGUAUUGAUAUCAACCUAAAAUUGAAUAUCAACAAAAAUUUUGGUAUCAUCCCAUCCCUAGUCCUGAUGUUAGUUCAAGAACUGAAAUUAUUUUUAAGUCACAUUAAGGAAGGCUUGGACACAAUAUGAGGUUUGUUGUUUUUCAGACAGAAUUUUUUUAUGUACUGUUCUUAAUCCAUUUUCUAAUCAUUUAACAAUGAAUAACUGCUUGUUUUGUGUACGUAAUAAAUUCUUGUUUCU
This is a messenger RNA of Cherax quadricarinatus, 1549 nucleotides long. It is a transcript of the gene Spt7, whose product is annotated as Spt7. Gene Ontology annotation, cellular component: SAGA complex. Gene Ontology annotation, molecular function: protein heterodimerization activity; transcription coactivator activity. Lineage: Eukaryota; Metazoa; Arthropoda; Malacostraca; Decapoda; Parastacidae. The record is from RefSeq and is a predicted model, not a curated record.